Molecule: messenger RNA, 942 nt
Organism: Malassezia japonica
Lineage: Eukaryota; Fungi; Basidiomycota; Malasseziomycetes; Malasseziales; Malasseziaceae
Gene: COQ4
Product: Ubiquinone biosynthesis protein
Exons: 1
Coding region: 1-942 (313 amino acids)
Biological process (GO): ubiquinone biosynthetic process
Cellular component (GO): mitochondrial inner membrane; mitochondrion
Source: RefSeq, a predicted model, not a curated record
AUGCGGGGCCUCGUACGAGUCGGCGGCGCGGCGCGGGGCGUGCGUGCGCUGCACGUUUCGGCGGCGCGCCUGGGCGACCGGCAUGCACACGAAGAGCACGAGAAGCCUGGCUAUGCGAUCCACGCGCCGUUCUGGGAGCGCGCGCUGCUCGGCGCAGGCAGCGCGCUCGGCCUGCUCGUGAAUCCCAGCCGCGGCGACCUGCUCUCGGUCCUGACGCAGGUGUCGUCCUAUCCGAACAUUGAUCGGCUCGUGCAGCAGAUGCGCCAGACGCACGAGGGCCGCCGCCUGAUGGCCGCGCGCCCGUCGAUCAACUCGCGCACGAUCGAUCUCCCGGCGCUGUGGGCGCUGCCGGACGACACGUUCGGCAAGGAGUGGGUGCGCUGGCUCAAGGCGAACAACGUCGGACCGGACGGCCGCUGCGAGGCACGGUACAUGCCGACGCUCGAGACGCGAUACGUCAUCCAGCGCUACCGCGAAACACACGACUUUUACCACGUCCUCCUCGGCAUGCCGACGUCGACGCUCGGCGAGACGGUCGUCAAGUACUUUGAAAUGGCACACAUGCACCUCCCAGUCGCCGCGCUCUCGGCGCUCGGCGGCUCGCUGCGCCUCGUGAACGACGACCGCCGUGCCCUCUUUGCCAAAGAGAAUGCAACGCUCACCGCGCAGCUCCAGUCGCUUGCGCCGUGGGCCGUGCGCCUCGGACGCAAUAUCCGCCUGCCGCUGAUCGGCAUCGAGUGGGAAAAGCGCUGGGAGCAGCCGCUCGACGAGCUCCGCGUCGAGCUCGGCCUCGACGAGCCGCCGCCGGUCGUGCUCGACACCAUGGCGCCGCCACGCGCGCCGGCACGGCCGCGCGCCACCGUCGCCGGCCGCCGCUUCCAGGGGUGGCCGAGCAAGGUCUGGGAGCGCCACGGGCCAAAGGAUCCACGCUGGUCUACAUAG